AUGGAUAUCCUAAAGCUUGCAACCACAAUAAUUGAUCGAAAUCAUUCAUAUGGCAUCGACGAUCCAUUUUACAUCCUGGAUCUCAAUCAAGUCAAACAAAAGUAUCAAAAUUGGAUCGAAAAUCUACCCCAGAUCAUCCCACAUUAUGCUGUAAAGUGCAAUGACGAUGAAAACAUCCUAAAUGUCCUCAAAAAUUGCGGAACUGGCUUUGACUGCGCAUCAAAAAAUGAAAUUGAAAAAAUUUUGAAGCUCUACGUGGAUCCAUCGAGGAUCAUUUUUGCACAUACAGUCAAGCAAGUUUCACAUUUAAAGUUUGCAGCUGAAAAAGGAGUUGAAAAAAUGACUUUCGAUACUGAAGCUGAACUUCAAAAAAUUAAGCAGUUCCAUCCAAAAGCUAAAGUCGUGUUGAGGAUCAGAUUUGAUGCUGCAAAGUCUCUUUUUGAAUUGGGAUCGAAGUUCGGUGCUGAGCCUAAAAUGGAAGCUCGAAGAUUAGUUAAAAUUUGCAAAGAACUGGAAUUGAAUCUCAUCGGUGUCUCAUUUCAUGUCGGUUCAGGAACAGUUGACUAUGAAGUUUUUGGACACGCCAUUGAUGAAGUUCGUGAGAUUUUUGAUUAUGCUAAGAAUUAUGGAUAUGAACUUCAUCUUGUGGACAUUGGAGGUGGAUUUAUGGGACAUGAUGACAAGCUUCUCAAAAACUACGCUUACUUUAUAAAUUCAGCGAUUGAGAGGAACUUUAAUGACGAAAAUAUAAAAAUUAUCGCAGAACCAGGACAGUAUUUUGCAAUAUCCGCAAUGUCUAUCGUGACCCAAAUAGUUCUGAAGAAAUACUCUCAAAAUGGACAUGUCCACUAUUUCAUUAAUGAUGGCGUUUAUGGAUCUUUCCGAUCUAUAUACUCAUACAAUCAAUUUGUGAAUGUUACAGUCAUCAAGAAGUCAAAAAUCCAUGAAAAUUCAUCAAAAAUUGCAGAACAAAAAUUAUCAACAAUUUGGGGAUGUACGUGCAGUUCAAGAGACAAGAUAAUUGAAAAUAUAAUGAUGAAUGAGGUCGAGAUCGGAGAUUGGCUGAUUUUUAACAACAUGGGAGCUUACUCGACUGUAUUAUCGACCGACUUCAAUGGAUUCGCGAGAGGAAAAAUGUAUUACUUGGGCAUGAAGGUUGGGAGGGGAAAACUUGCUUCGAUUUAA
This is a messenger RNA of Chironomus riparius, 1185 nucleotides long. Lineage: Eukaryota; Metazoa; Arthropoda; Insecta; Diptera; Chironomidae. The record is from the annotation of a GenBank genome assembly.